Octopus sinensis (East Asian common octopus) is the source of this 492-nucleotide messenger RNA. Its product is annotated as transmembrane protein 272-like. Lineage: Eukaryota; Metazoa; Mollusca; Cephalopoda; Octopoda; Octopodidae. The transcript has a single exon. Bases 1 to 492 code for a protein of 163 amino acids. The record is from RefSeq and is a predicted model, not a curated record.
AUGCCCCUUGUCUUGAAUGCGGCCUUUGUCAUAAUCAGUGUCACCAACUUUGGUCUCCGCAUCGCCGAAUAUGCCUACGCAUCCACAAUGAGCCAUUCUUGCCCAAGACAGCCCCGAAUCCCCACGUAUUUAUUCGUUCAAGGCAUCUUGGGGCUGGUCCUAUGGCUCUACAUAUUCCUUGACGGAGGACAGGAGUUUGCGGGAAAGCUGACGAGGAAAGGGAAGAUAAAGAAUAAAUAUCGUCAGAUGUUUAUUGUGGCAUUUUUAAUCACCUGCUUCACCUGGCUCAUCCUCGGAAACAUUUGGAUUUUCUCAAUAAAAAACGACUACGUCAAGAGCGCUGAGAGAUUUAUAGACGGAGUCCCCACGAACCCGAAGUAUUGCAACGGAGAAUUGUAUAACUUUGCAUUCUAUUCCAUAAUCGCUGAAUGGAUCUAUUUUAUGCUCACAGUGACGGUCAUGGUCGGAAUUGCCUUCAGUGUUGUUUUCUGA